GACAUCAUUUGCAUAGCAUAAAUAAGAAGGACAUGGUCCAUGGUCCAGGACCACUCUCCUGGGAUUCCGGCUUCUUGACUUCUGCCCCUCGCACCUCCAUCACAAACCUGCAUCAUGGCUGAAUUCACUGCUGACCAGAUUGAGGACUUCAAAGAGGCUUUUGGUCUCUUUGACAGAGUUGGAGACUCCAAGGUGGCUUACAACCAGGUUGCCGACAUCAUGCGUGCCCUGGGUCAAAACCCCACCAACAAAGACGUCAAGAAGAUCCUGGGAGACCCAACUGCUGACGAUAUGGCCAACAAAAGAAUCGACUUUGAAACUUUCAUGCCAAUGAUGAAGACUGUUGACGCCAACCAGAAGGGUACCCAUGAUGACUACGUUGAGGGUCUGCGCGUCUUCGACAAAGAGGGCAACGGCACAAUCAUGGGCGCUGAGCUGCGCAUUGUGCUGGCCACACUGGGUGAGAAGAUGAAUGAGCCUGAGAUUGAUGCUCUCAUGCAGGGACAGGAGGAUGAGAACGGCAAUAUCCACUACGAGCCUUUCGUGAAUCACAUCAUGUCUGUGUAAGAGGCCAUCUGUUGUGGGAGUGGUGAGGAAAGCUAAAUUACAUCUGCAGACCCCAUGGUGUCGGGACAUCCAUUUUGUUAUGAAGACCAAUCAAUAAAAAGGACUUUGGGUUGUCACUUCUGAACCAUUCAGUU
This is a messenger RNA of Triplophysa dalaica, 701 nucleotides long. RefSeq names its product myosin, light polypeptide 3, skeletal muscle (gene mylz3). The transcript is spliced from 6 exons. NCBI's taxonomy places the organism in Eukaryota, Metazoa, Chordata, Actinopteri, Cypriniformes, Nemacheilidae. Bases 115 to 567 code for a protein of 150 amino acids. Gene Ontology annotation, molecular function: calcium ion binding. Gene Ontology annotation, cellular component: contractile muscle fiber; myosin II complex. The record is from RefSeq and is a predicted model, not a curated record.